AUGGCUAGUGCGGAGGAUGUGAAGCAGCGGCAGGUUGUUGAAGACCGUGCAAGAAAUAUUAGCCACAAUGUACGGUGCACUGAGUGUGGCAGCCAGUCCAUUGAAGAUUCGCAAGCAGAUGUUGCAGUUCUCCUUAGAAGGAGAUGGUUUUGUGAUAAGGAGAUAUACAAAAAACUAGAAGAAGACUUUGGAGAAACAGUUCUAUAUGCCCCUAAAUUUGAUCUUCAAACUGCUGCCAUAUGGUUAUCACCGGUCAUUGUGGGCGGCGUAGCAGCCGGUGUGUGGGCUUACCAAAAGCACAGGCAAAGGACCAACGUUCACAUCAUGGCUCUGAACCUCGUCCGAGGGGUUCCCCUGACUCCAAGGGAGAAGGAGACGAUGAUCGACAUCCUCACGCCGCCCCUGCCGGCAAGGAGGUGGUGGUGGCCUCUCAAAUGA
This is a messenger RNA of Triticum turgidum subsp. durum (durum wheat), 438 nucleotides long. The record is from the annotation of a GenBank genome assembly. Lineage: Eukaryota; Viridiplantae; Streptophyta; Magnoliopsida; Poales; Poaceae.